Tilletiopsis washingtonensis is the source of this 3348-nucleotide messenger RNA. RefSeq lists its product as hypothetical. Bases 54 to 3146 code for a protein of 1030 amino acids. The record is from RefSeq and is a predicted model, not a curated record. Gene Ontology annotation, biological process: mitotic chromosome condensation. NCBI's taxonomy places the organism in Eukaryota, Fungi, Basidiomycota, Exobasidiomycetes, Entylomatales. Gene Ontology annotation, molecular function: chromatin binding. Gene Ontology annotation, cellular component: condensin complex. The transcript has 6 exons.
CUCUCACACCUCCUCCUCACCGCUGCUCCAUCUCACCCGGCGCACGCGCCCUCAUGCCCACCGCCUCGUCUGCGCGCCGGCGAUCCUCCGGCCUCGGGCACAGCGACUUUGACUCGCCCGACGUGCUCGCACGCCCACGCCGCAGCGACGCCGGUGCUCUCGCCACGCCCACGCCUGCCUCGUCGCGCCAGCCGCUGCGCAGCACAGCGCCCAACGGCGGCCCGCCAGCUGCGCCUGUGCGCGCCGCAGACGCCCGCAAGCGUGCCGCCAUGCCGGCGCCGCGCAAGAGCGCAGCACGGAAGAGCGAAGAUGCAGCGCCGCCACGUCGGGCUGCCGCUGGUGCCGCACGACGCGUCGUAGACUCGGACUCGGACGACGAGCUGGCGGGGGGCGAUGAUGCGUACGGCGAGGAGGACGAGGGCGACACGACGAUACAGAGUGCGCCGCGCCGCAAGGCCGCAGCUGCACCCACGCCAGUCGAGACGAGCAGCCGCACGCAGAUGGUGCCGCUGCAGACCAAGCCGCGUCUGCCCGGCGGCGGCGUGUCGGCGCUGGCACGCUCGCGCAUGGCGUCGUCCGGCGCCGGCACGGCUGGCUUCGCACGGCGAGGCGCGCCCUCGUCCUCGGACGCUGCGCCGCAUCCCUCUUCCUCGUCGGCCUUCACCGACACUUCGACUCGCUCGCGAGGUGGUGUCGCCGCACUGGCGCGAGCGAACGGGCCGCGCCGCAGCCUCGGCGCGUCGCUGCAUGUGCAGGCCGGCAACGCCAGCGCCAGCCACGAGGCGCAGGCCAAGGAGGUGCAGAAGCUCAACGUCGACUCGACGAGCUUCGAGGAGUGGAUGAAGAUGGCGACGGACAAUAAAAUCAACGCGAGCAACACGUGGAACUUUGCGCUGAUCGACUACUUCCACGACAUGUCGCUGCUGCGCUCCGAGUCGGGAGACGGCAGCAUCAACUUCCAGAAGGCGUCGUGCACGCUCGACGGCUGCAUCAAGGUGUGGACGUCGCGCGUGGACAGUGUCGUCGUCGAGACGGGCAAGCUGCUCUCAGGCCUGCAGGACGACUUGGACUUGCGCACCUCGAAGAAGGGCAAGGAGGCCGAGGACGAAGAGGACGGCGAGGAGGACGAGGAGGGCAACACCAAGUCCAAGAAGCGCAAGGGCAAGGCGCGCGAGGCGACGCUGGCCAAGAACUUCUCGCAGCUGGCGAUCAAGAAGCUCGACGUCGAGUUCUCCGUCGACCCGCUCUUCAAGAAGACGUCGGCCGACUUUGACGAGGGCGGCGCCGGCGGGCUGCUGAUGAACCACCUCGGCGUGGACGGCAAGGCGCGCAUCGUGUUUGACGCCUCCGACGUGGCCGGCGUGGCAGACGAGGGCGACGAGCAGGAUGCGCUGCCGGCCGACGGCGACGCGGACCGCGAGGCCACGCCGCUGGCAAGCGCGCAGCAGGACCACGAGAUGGUGGACCUGACGAAGCUGCGCGUCACGCUCUUCGGGCACGACGAGGCGGCCUUCAGUGGCAGCGAGAACGCGCUCAGCGCACUCCUGUCGCAGCGCACCAUCUGUCCCACGUUCGCCUCCUUCCGCUUCGCGCCCGACGACACGACGCCCUUCUCUGCGCUGGGCUUCGAGCAUGCGCCGGGCAACGACGGCUACUCGGACCCGGCGUAUGACGACUCGAUGGGCGGCAUGCCGGCGUUCGACGACAUGCCGGAGGGCGACGAGGGCGAGGACUUCUUUGGCGCAGGCAACGACUACGCUGGCGGCGACGACGGCGACGACAUCUUUGCGGCGCCGCUCGAUGUGCGGCAGGGCUCGCACGAUGCCGACGACGAUGACGAGCUUGCGGCGAUUGCACACGACCAGCCGCGAGGCUCGGCUGCGGCGCCCUCGCAGCGAGACCUCGCACUCGCAUUCGUGGGUGUUGGCGCCGCGCAGGACGAAGAGGCCGAGGGCGGCGCAGAUGGCAUGUUCGACUACUUCGACCAGCACCUUGUGAAGAACUGGGCGGGCCCGGAGCACUGGAAGAUGCGCAAGGGCGUCGGCGCCAUGCCGGGAGCCAAGGGAGCGGACGCAGACGGGCCAAGCGGCUCUUCCGCGCCCAAGGCCGCGCCUCGGAAGAGCAAGGAGGCCUUCGUGAUCGACUUUACCACUCCAGCCGGCGCCAUGUCGAGCGCGGAGCUCUUUGCGCCGGCCAAGGGCGGCGUGGGCAUCAUGCUGCCGCGCAACAAGGGCGCCGCGGACCUGCAUCUGCUGCCCGAGGACCGCCACUUUUCGAGCCGAGAGCUGCUGCGGCUGGCGAUCAAGCCGCGUGCUGUGCUGAACUUGAGGCGAAGAGGCGCACGGGUGGCGCAGACCAACGACGUCGACAUGGCGCAUCCUGCCGACGUCGACGAGGAGUUCUGGGCGCAGGCGGCCGCCGAGCGGGAACAGGGCGUGGGCGGCGCGUACGACGAGCACGAAGCGCAGCCCUUCAACACCGAAUUCUUCCACGACGCCGACGACGACGGCGCGUUCGACAUGCUCGAGGACGGCGGGCCGAGCGGCUUUGGCGACGAGGGCGAGGAGGAGGAGCUGCCGACGCAGGCCAUCCGCCGUAUCCGCCCCGAGUACGUCAACUACGCCAAGCGCGCCAAGCGUGUCGAUGUCAAGCGCCUCAAGGACUCGAUCUGGAAGGAGCUGGCGAUUGACGUCGAUGCGCUGAGUGACGAAGAGGACGACGAGCCAUCAACACCCGGCCGCACCAAGCCAGAGCCCGGCAGCUCCGGGCCGCGCACCUUCUCGGCGGUCAUCAGCGGCCUGAAGAAGUCGUACGCCAAGGAGAAGCUCGACGAGAUCAGCACGUCGUACUGCUUCAUCUGUCUGCUGCAUCUGGCCAACGAGGAAGGGCUGGACAUUCGCAUCGACGACGCCGCUCCCUCGUCCUCGCAGAAGCGCGUGGCGAAGAACGAGGCGCCACUGGACAAGGAGCUGGGCGAGGAGAACAUGGAGGGCAUUUUCCGCCGUCUGGCCGCCAGCGCUGCGCAAGGCGUCCUCGACGACGAAGACGCAGGCGGCGAGGAGGGCGAUGGCGACGGUGGUCUACGUGUUGGACGCCUCGAGAAUCUCGUCAUCGUCAACGACCGCAACGCCGGACGUGGCGCCUAGCCUUGCUUCUCCCUUCUCUCUGCCUCUCUGCUCGCUCGUGCCACGUCACUCGGAAUGCGUUCCUCUCUCCCGGAGCUAUACCUCACUCUUCCCUUCCCUUUCGCCGCUGCCGCGCUGUGUGCCUGCCGCUCUCCUCACCCCGCUCCAUCUUGCCUGUACGAUCCUGAGCCUCGGCUAUGUAAUCCGCACGAUCUGAGUCUGC